CACUCAUCUGGUGUCUGAGUCUGCAGGUGACACUGCUUAGGUACGGAACCCGGAGUCAGAGCAGGGACGCGCAGGACUGCAGCGCUGGGAUGGAAUCUGCCUGCCUUGGAAGCUGCAGGCAGCUGCGAGCACCGCACCUCCGCUGAGCUCGGAGGACCCCUCUAGCACUUGCCCAGGGAUAUGCACCUGCCGUGCGGUGCCGGCGCUGGGGCAGGUCUGCAGGCAGCCUAGGGAGCAGGGAAGCCGGAGGAACUGUCUUAGCCCAUGUGCAAAGGAGAGAGAGCAGGCGGGUGAGUCUGUAGAGUUGGCAGCAAAGCAAGAUCUUGGGUGUAUGUUCAGCGGAGGGCUAGGGCACUCAAGGCUCUGCACUUUUCUUUCCCUCUCCCAACCGCGUGUGCCUCUGCCCAGCACCGAAAUCCCACUUCAAACAUGCUUUGGGUGACCAGGAUCCUUGCCUCUCAGCGGGCAAGCGGCAGGCAAGUGCUCUAACCGCGGCGCGGCGGCGUUGGGUGGCGGCGCCAGCAACACCAGAGAGGGGAGCAGAAUUUGAAAAGACAUCCGCUCCUUUUCACACGCUGAGGGGGAGUCAUUCGCGUUUCCCCAAAUGAGAAAGAGCUUCAAGAAAUCAUGAAAUAAAAACUUUGGAAAGCUGCCACUGGAGAUGUUGCACAAAAACCUGGAUUCUUUGAGGAGUCUCCUCCCAGUCAGUGGAGGUUUGGGGAGCAGCUGAUACAACAAGGAGGGCUCUUGCAAGGAUUCAAGUUCCAGGAGCCCUGGAGGAGCAGCACAGAGGGGGAGAGUGUGGCGAGAGAAUGAAGACACCAACCUCCCGGGAGAAGCAUGAGGUGGCAGUGUGGCACUCGGUUUAGAGGGCUUUGGCCGGCGGCAGCCCCAUGGGCAGCCCUGCUGGCACUGGGCCUCCCCGGUUGGGUGUUGGCUGUCUCGGCCACGGCUGCCGCUGUGGUCCCCGAACAGCAUGCCUCCUCGGCCAGCCAGCCGCCCCUGGACUGGCUGCUCACGGACCGGGGGCCCUUCCACCGCGCACAGGAGUAUGCUGACUUCAUGGAGCGGUACCGCCAGGGUUUCACCACCAGGUACCGGAUCUACAGGGAGUUUGCCCGUUGGAAAGUGAACAAUUUAGCUCUGGAAAGAAAGGAUUUCUUCAGUUUGCCACUGCCUCUUGCCCCAGAGUUCAUCCGGAACAUCCGCCUCCUUGGAAGGAGACCCAACCUGCAACAGGUUACAGAAAACCUGAUCAAGAAGUACGGCACUCAUUUCUUGCUUUCUGCCACCCUUGGAGGAGAAGAGUCCCUGACCAUUUUUGUGGACAAGCGGAAACUGAGUCGAAAGACAGAGACAGCAGGAAGUGGACCUAUAGUCGGGGGCAGUGGGAACAGCUCUGCUGUGUCCCUAGAGACCCUACAUCAACUGGCAGCCUCCUACUUCAUUGACAGAGAGAGCACACUGCGGCGGCUGCACCAUAUCCAGAUAGCCACGGGCGCCAUCAAGGUCACAGAAACCAGGACAGGCCCGCUGGGCUGCAGCAACUACGACAACCUGGACUCGGUCAGCUCUGUCCUGGUGCAGAGUCCGGAGAACAAAGUGCAGUUACUUGGCCUGCAGGUGCUGCUGCCCGAGUACCUGCGGGAACGCUUUGUGACCGCGGCCCUCAGCUACAUCACAUGCAGCUCUGAGGGCGAGCUUAUCUGCAAAGAGAAUGACUGUUGGUGCAAGUGCAGCCCCUCCUUCCCAGAAUGCAACUGUCCUGACGCCGACAUCCAGGCCAUGGAGGACAGCCUGCUGCAGAUCCAGGACUCCUGGGCUACUCAUAACCGGCAGUUUGAGGAGUCAGAGGAGUUCCAGACCCUGCUGAAGAGGCUGCCGGAUGACAGGUUCCUGAACUCCACGGCUGUCUCCCAGUUCUGGGCCAUGGACAGCAACCUCCAGCAUCGCUACCAGCAGCUGGGGGCCAGUUUGAAAGUGCUAUUCAAGAAGACCCAUCGGAUCGUCCGCCGGCUCUUCAACCUCUGCAAGCGUUGCCAUCGGCAGCCUCGCUUCCGCCUGCCCAAGGAGAGGUCCUUGGCCUACUGGUGGAACCGAGUCCAGUCCCUCCUCUACUGUGGGGAAAGCACCUUCCCUGGUACCUUCCUGGAACAGAGCCACAGCUGCACCUGCCCCUAUGACCAGUCUUCCUGCCAGGGCCCCAUCCCGUGUGCCUUGGGGGAAGGGCCUGCCUGUGCCCACUGCGCUCCGGACAACAGCACACGCUGUGGGAGCUGCAACCCAGGCUACGUGCUGGCCCAGGGCUUGUGCCGGCCGGAGGUGGCAGAGUCCCUGGAGAACUUUCUGGGCCUGGAGACAGACCUGCAGGACCUGGAGCUGAAGUACCUGCUGCAGAAGCGGGACAGCCGCAUCGAGGUGCACUCCAUCUUCAUCAGCAAUGACAUGCGUCUGGGCAGCUGGUUUGACCCUUCCUGGAGGAAGCGUAUGCUGCUCACCCUCAAGAGCAACAAAUACAAGCCCGGGCUGGUGCACGUGAUGCUGGCCUUGUCCCUGCAGAUCUGCCUCACCAAGAACAGCACCCUGGAGCCUGUCAUGGCCAUCUAUGUCAACCCCUUUGGGGGAAGCCACUCUGAGAGCUGGUUCAUGCCCGUGAAUGAGGGUGACUUCCCUGAUUGGGAAAGGACUAACGUGGAUGCUGCAGCCCAGUGCCAAAACUGGACUAUCACCUUGGGAAACAGGUGGAAGACCUUCUUUGAGACAGUCCAUGUUUACCUGCGGAGUCGAAUCAAGUCCCUGGAUGACAGCUCCAACGAGACAAUCUACUAUGAGCCCCUGGAGAUGACCGACCCCUCCAAGAACUUGGGCUACAUGAAAAUCAACACCUUGCAGGUGUUUGGCUACAGCCUGCCCUUUGACCCGGAUGCCAUCCGGGACUUAAUCCUCCAGCUGGACUAUCCCUACACUCAAGGUUCCCAGGACUCUGCUCUCUUGCAGCUCAUUGAGCUUAGGGACCGGGUAAACCAGCUUUCUCCACCUGGCAAAGUCCGGCUUGACCUUUUCUCCUGCUUGCUCCGACAUCGCCUCAAACUGGCUAACAACGAGGUGGGCAGGAUCCAGUCCUCCCUGAGGGCAUUUAACUCCAAGCUACCAAACCCGGUGGAGUAUGAGACAGGCAAACUCUGUAGCUAAUGGGGGGCCUACUCUGGGGCUGGGCAGGGAGGUCCUGGAAUCCCAGGUGCAAAGAUCUAAGCCCUCACCUUAGUGCCAACGGGUGCUCCCUUGAGACUUUUCAGUGCCCAGCUGAUGGGAUGUCGGGGCUUGGACUGAUGCGAGCAGGAGAGAAAGAAACAGCCACUGCACAGAUGCAAUCACUCACCACAAGCGUGCACACACGCAUGCACGCACACACACACACACACACACACAAACACACACUCCCACAGGGAGGCCACAACUCAGUAGCCUCGUAUCUGUAAAGUCGGUGCUUUCUAAAAUGAAUGCAGUUGAAGGAGAGGAGCCAAGGGAGAGACUGAGGAAAAGAACCAGCCAAACCAUGAAACAAACAAAUCCUUAAAAGUGAUUCUUGUCAUUCAAGAAAACAAGAGGGACAAGAAGGGAGGGGUUGGAGCUCUUCCUCCCUCUCUGUGGAGUCACUUUUGUAUUCUUUUUAACCAGAUUUCUUAAAAUGGUUUUGUUCCCUGAUGCCCCACACUGGUUCUUACUUUUUGUAUGCCGCCCCUGCCCCCCGGACACUGAGUGCUCCUCAGCCCACUCCCCCAGGAAGCAGGCGACGGCGACACCAGUGGAGAAGAGAGGCCCACUCAGCACGGGCAGCCUUGCUCCCCCUCCUCCCUCUGCCCAGGCCCCCUUGCUUCCUGGACUUCCCCAGUUUUGGGGACCCUGGCUUGUUCCAAGUCCCCUGAUUCCCUUGUGGCUCCUCUUCCAACAGCUCCCGUUGUGUCCAAGAAAGCAGCUCUGUCAAGUUAGAGAGACAAUGUAUAGGGAAAUGUUGUUUUUUUUAAAAAAACAAAAAUAUUUAUUUUGUGAUUGUUUUCCUUGUCAAUCUGCUCCAGCCACAUGAACAUCUGAGUAAAAAUUUAUCUGGUUUAAUA
Talpa occidentalis (Iberian mole) is the source of this 4115-nucleotide messenger RNA. RefSeq names its product BMP/retinoic acid inducible neural specific 2 (gene BRINP2). Gene Ontology annotation, biological process: negative regulation of mitotic cell cycle; positive regulation of neuron differentiation. Bases 841 to 3192 code for a protein of 783 amino acids. NCBI's taxonomy places the organism in Eukaryota, Metazoa, Chordata, Mammalia, Eulipotyphla, Talpidae. The record is from RefSeq and is a predicted model, not a curated record. The transcript has 8 exons.